This is a messenger RNA of Schistosoma rodhaini, 4233 nucleotides long. The record is from the annotation of a GenBank genome assembly. Lineage: Eukaryota; Metazoa; Platyhelminthes; Trematoda; Strigeidida; Schistosomatidae.
CUUUGAUCAGAAAAACACGAAGGUAAAUAGCGCGAUGUUUGGUGUUCGGUAGAAACUUGAAGUAUGCUUUUCCUACCUCAUGCUAAAGGAAACCUUACAAAGCUUUUAUAUUUUUACUUUUGUACAGGUUAUGCAUGAUUGUUCAACACCCGAGUUCAGUACUCUGCGGCCUCUCUGUAUAAAAACAAUUCUAUAGAAUAAACUGCAAUAUACCGACGUCCAGAGCUGUCUUCAGUUUUGUCAUGAAGCAAAGACAUUCAGUAGCCGCCAUCAAAAAGGUCAAGAAGAAUAUAAAAAAACACUUCAACGAUCAAGAUGCCUCUGAACUCCACAAAGUGUUGUCGAAAAAAUUGUUCGGGAAUUUAGUAGAGAUAUUUGAUCUAAUAUCUUAUCCUUGUGAACAAGUACCAAACGAAGAUACAGAUCUAAAUGCUAUUACCAAAGACUUAGUAGAAGCACUUUAUGAUGGUCCAUUAACUAUUGAUCCGUUGGAUGUAGAAGCGAAUGAAUUAAUUCAACUACUUAGUUCUCCAGUAUGGCGUAGCUUUUCUACUGCAUACACUGAAAUAACAACCAGCCACUUUGACAUGCCUGAAUUACCUGAAAUAGCCUACGUGACGUCGGGCCUGGGUGGUAUUAAUACAAAUCUAGGAAGUUUGAUGGCCAGUAAAGCAUCUAAUUUACAAGUGGCUGACAGAAGUUUUGGGGAUGGCGUUAUAAAAGAUGAUCGAAAUGGAAUUCCCAAUGAACUAUGUAAUUCACGAUCAAUUAUGUAUGGUGCCGGUAGUGAAAAAGUGUAUACUGACUUGAGAAAAAAUGAAGCUACACUUACUGGAGGUGGUGAUGGUCCAGCAUUGCCACCUGUAGAUGGUGCAGUAAAAAUGAUCGGGAUUCAAAAGAACCAUGGUGAAGAUUUAGGUAUCACUGUUAUUCAACAACAAUAUAUGUCUGCACAUUAUGGUUUAGUGAAGGAAUUGGUAAUCAAACGAAUUUUAGCUGCUUCUCAUGUUGAACAGCUGGAUUUGCUACACGUAGGUGAUGUGAUUCGUGAAGCAAAUGGAGUUCCAGUUGAUAAUCCUGAAGUAUUACAGAAAGUAUUAAAAAACGCAUCUGGAAACGUCACACUGAAAAUCAUUCCUGGUUACCAAUCAACUCCUAUUUCUUCCCAACUUUUUCUUCGAGCUCACUUUUCGUAUGAUCCGAAAAAUGAUAAUUUGAUUCCAUGCAAAGAAGCUGGUUUAAAAUUUUCAGCUGGUUCUAUCCUUCAAGUUCUUAAACAAGAAGAUCCUUAUUGGUGGCAGGCAAGACAUCAUAAUCAAGAUGGUCGUGCUGGUCUAAUUCCAUCUAUAGUACUACAAGAAAGGCGUAAAGCCUUUAUUCAAAGUGCGCCUAAUCCAGAAGAGCUAACUUACAAAACGUUCGCUUGCGGACUUGCAAGACGUAGAAAGAAAAAGGUCACUAUACCAUUUUGUGCAAGAGAUGCUGAUAAUUAUGAUACUAAAGAUAUUGUACUUUAUGAAGAAGUUGCUAUGGUAUCAGGUUUCCAGCGUCCUGUUAUUUGUUUAAUUGGAGCUCCUGGAGUUGGUCGUCGAAGUUUACGUAAUAUGCUUAUUCGUGCCAAUCGGGAGAGAUAUGCAUCAGCUAUUGCAUAUACAUCGAAAGAAUUAGAUGUUGGAGAAGAGGAUGACGGUGAAUUUAUUGUUGAAUCGAAAGUAAAAAUGGAAAUGGAUAAUUUGAAAAAUAAAUAUCUUGAAUUUUAUUUGUUACAUAAAUAUCCACAGUUGUGCUUGGAUUAUGCAGAAAUAAACACUAUUUAAUUGAGUAGAAUACAGAAAUGAAUUGGGAAUUUUGUAAAUAACCUUCACAUACUUUUUAUAUAAAAUAAGUCAACUGGUUGAAUAAAUUGUCUAUUGAAACAUCAAGGGCAGAAAUCAAUGGUACUUCACAUCCAUUAUAAAUAUUGUCUUUUUCUUUUUUUGUAGGAUGUCAUUAUCUUUUGCAUACGUAUUGUAAUGAGUAUAUACGAAUAGUAUUCCAAAUAAUAGACAUAAAGUGGUAAAUGAUUUCCUAGAGCUUAUCUGUAUGUUUAAUACAGUGUAUUCUGCUGUUCUACGUUACUGAUCUAAUUUUCUUCUCAUCUGAGAAUACAUGAUAAAAGUUUUCAACAAAAAUUCCUGAAUAACGUUUGAAUCUCAUUUCGCUGAUAGUUCUCAUGGUUGUGAAAAAACUACUAGAGAUUAACCACUAGUAUUUUGUUCAAUUUAAACAAAACCUGAGGUUGUGGAAAGUCAUUUCAAAAAAAGUUUUAACGUAUAUCAAUUUUAUCUCAAUCAAAAUGUUCUUCAUUUACUGCAAUACAUUUCAUCAAAUAAUCGUUUCCACUGUUUCUGUUAGUUAAGCUCUUCACCUACCUACCUUGCCGUUCGACGUUUAUCUGUAAUUGUGUCCACGAUCAAACUUCUUUGGAUUUAGCCCAUUCUAUCUGGAAAGUGAAUCUGCUAAGGUCUACAGGAAACCGGAGACAUUUUAAAUUCUCAUUAGCACGUAAAGUCAACAGUUGUUGCGGCUUCUCAUCAUAAUUCCAGUCUUCAUAGCGCUCCUUAAAACACUUGAUCUACUUAAAAAAGCUGUUUUCUUUUUUCACUUUAUCUCCAUAAACAACUGUCCAUCCUGCUUGAGUUUAUUUCAGGUCCUACCAAAACUAUAUUUCUUCUUCUAUUACUCAUCUAUACAUAUUUAUGUUAAUUUGUUAGGAUGUAGAGAAAAGAUUUGAACCAUUUAAGUAGUGAAGCUUUAUUUCAUAAUGCGAUAUCAAUAAAUAAAGAAAAUAAUUCCCAAUGUUUUAGCGUUAAAAUUUUGAGUUGAUUUUAUACUUUUACAACUUAUAGUUUACUUUAUCUAUACUGGUCCGUAGUAGAACAUAUUAGAUUUAGCAUAAAAUUAGUUAUAAAAUAGGAUGAAUUAAACGAUUAGUUAUCUUUUCUGUGAACCCUAUUACAAAACUGUACAAAUGGAGAAUAUUAGUAGUAUAUCAAAUUCGUUACUACUAGUACAAAUACUUUUUUCUAUGUUUAUAGAACUCAUGAAUAACUUACGUACGCUUUAAGACAAUAGGUAUUUGAUUAUAAAAGAAGUUCUGAUAAGGUUUGUAACCUUUUAUAUCAUACAUUUUAGGAUGUUAUGGUGAGAACUCUCAGUUAAACUCCCUAAAUAAAGUAAUUCUAUGAAAAAAUAAUUGUAUAACAUAUAUUCGCUACUUCUAUUCAUGUAUAUUUUUUAUCUUCUACAUUGAAGUUUGGUGAAUAUGAAGAUAAUUUCUACGGUACAAAAUACGAUAGUAUUCGAGAAGUAGUACAAGCAGGUCGUACGUGCUUACUUGAUUGUUCAAUACAAGCUGUGUCCAAGUUAAGAAACUCAGAAUUUAUGCCUUAUGUUGUAUUCCUUGCUGCUCCAUCAGUUAGUUGUAUGAAAGCAAUGUAUGAAUAUGGCAUGAGUAUGGGUUUUACUGAGAAAUGGAAAAGAGAUGAGUCAUUUCGUAAAACACUUGAAACCAGUACUUACAUAGAACGUGAAUACAAUUAUCUCAUGGAUUUAAUUUUAUUAUGUGAUAAUAUUGAAACAACUUUUGAACAAUUAAAUUAUCAUUUAAAUAAUUUACUAACAGAACCACAAUGGGUACCAGCUAAAUGGCUUUAUUAAUUGAAGAGAUAAGAUCUAGAAGAGAAUACUACAGUUAAACAGUAAUCACUUUUUAUAAUUUUGCUGUUUUGCAAGGUGUUUUAUUUUCUUUAAUCUAAAUUCUUUGCUUGUAUAGAUUCAAAUUUUCGUUUGACUUAUAAAGUAGUGCUGAAGUGAAUAACUUUUACCUCUAAAUUUAUUAUUUUUUGAGAAAGUGAUCCAGGUUUGAUUUUACAUUUCAUUUAUUUUUCACGGUUCAUGUCGCGUUUUUUUCGGCAGUGUGCUUCUUUUGGGUUCUGACGUUUUAAUUAAAAGAAAUUGGAUAUUGAAUGUAAAAAAAUUACAAUGUUAUUUCAGUAGUUUCUUAGAAUAUUUCAAACUUGACACAGUGUGAUUGAUGAUUUGAUUUAUUGUAACAAGUGUAAUAUAAAAUGACUCAUAUCUGUGCCAUUUUGAUAGUAAUUUGGGUAGAAUUAGAAAAAAUGAAACUAAUUAUCCUUUACCGAUUUACGAUUAAAUGUAAGUUCAAAUCUAUAAAGCAUAUGACAGACAGGC